Pseudomassariella vexata is the source of this 1326-nucleotide messenger RNA. RefSeq lists its product as uncharacterized. The transcript is spliced from 2 exons. The annotation marks the transcript as partial. The record is from RefSeq and is a predicted model, not a curated record. Gene Ontology annotation, biological process: regulation of transcription by RNA polymerase II. Lineage: Eukaryota; Fungi; Ascomycota; Sordariomycetes; Amphisphaeriales; Pseudomassariaceae. Gene Ontology annotation, molecular function: DNA-binding transcription activator activity, RNA polymerase II-specific; zinc ion binding.
ACGACUGAGAAGCCUUACCAUUCCAAACGACCUCACAAGAAAUCACGGGCGGGUUGCAUCAACUGUAAAAAACGUAAAGUGAAAUGUUCUGAAGAGAGACCGACUUGCCGUGCUUGCACACUCCGUCGGGAAUCAUGCAUAUACCCGGGAAGCAAAUCCGCCGGCCAAUCCCCGUCAGCGUCUUCGUUGUCCCAAGCCGUCGCAGUCAGGGAUUCAUCUCUUCCGAGCGUGCGGCGCGGCGCACCUCAAUCGCCCCAUCGAAAUGCUGGGGAUGUGGUAGUCACAACAGAACCGCAAUUUCGGCCAACGGGUGUGGGAGACGACAUCGACAUGAAGAUGCUGUGGUUCUACACGGCCGAGGCCUGCAAUUCGUUCUCCAUCGAAGGCGGUCGUUCUCCGACCAUCGACCACGUCUUGAAGGUCAAAGUGGUCGAGCAUGCCUUCAAAUCGCCGUUUCUCAUGCAGUGCCUCAUGGCCCUGUCAGCUCUGCAGCUCCGGGGCCUGGGCCAGGAGGUCCCCUACGCUAAGACCCUCGCGUAUCAAUCCAAGGCAUAUGAGGGCUACCGCGAUGCCAUCGAAGCGGCGCGGCCAGCUGACUACCCGGCACUUCUGGCUUGCUCGCUCCUCAUGACGGCGCUGAGUAGCCAGAUGUUCCGCGAGGCCGACACGAAACCUCUGUAUAUCGUCGACUGGAUGGCGGUCUGGCGAGGCAUCGGACUGAUUAUCGAAAUCAUAUCACCGCAAUCCAUCACCGACUCGGGCCUGGCUGUGCUCUUCUACCGGCCGCCCAUUGACGUUGAGAAGACGGGUCAAUUCAUCCCAAAUAAUCUACUGUUCAUGGUGUCGUCCAUCAAGCCAGGCGACGCGGAUUACGAGCACCAGCAGACAUACUACACGGUGCUGAAAUGCAUGGGGUCGCUCUACGCCGAGCUCCAUCACGGCUUCAGCUCCAUCCUGGAUCUGCGUAUCAUCACCUUCUUCAGUUUCAUGCCGCGGGAGUUCAUCCCCCUCGCCAAAGAGCACCGCCCCCGCGCGCUUGUCAUCCUGGGUUACUACCUCUGCUUUGCCAAGCUCAACAACGACCUGUGGUGGAUGCAAGGCAUAUCAGACCGCGAGAUCAAGGAGAUCCUCCACGCCGUAGGCAAACCCUGGCUACACCUCCUGCACGUGCCCCGGAAGAUCAUGCACAUGACCGAUAAAAUCCAAAUCAUGAAAACCAUCCUCGCGCAUGAUACCUGGGCCCCUCCCGACCAGGAUUUGUCCGACAAUGACAGAGACCCACGGGUCAAACAGCCCGGCAUAGUGAGUGACAAUGGCCGGCACUAC